GCUGCCGCCACCCUGAGGAAAUCAAAACAAUCAAUACAAACACGUGUUCUCAAGAGAAACGAACUAAUCCCCGUGGAUUUUGACUUUUGGAAUCGUUGGGAGUGUGAAUGACUUGAGCGGUUAUGGGCAAGAAUCGGCGCAUCCGGGAAAAGGCCGACCAGAAACGGGAAGAGGAGGCCAAGAAACGCAAACUGUCUGAUCCGCAGGCCUUGGAACGCGCCACGCCACUGCCCAUCGACGAAUCGCGUUUAGAGCCCGUUCAGAAGAACAUCAAGAAAGAGGAGAAGCGAUUGAUCGUGGUACUCGAGUCCGCCCAUCUCGAGACCGUCAAAUCCGGUAGCAAAGGGUUCGGAUUGUUGAAUGUGGACGAGCACGCCGGAAUUCUGCGGAAAUACAACCGCGAUUUCUCGUCCUCGCGUCCGGAUAUCACUCAUCAGUGUCUGUUGAUGCUCUUGGAUUCGCCCUUGAAUCGAGCCGGACUUUUGCAAGUCUUCAUUCGCACCGCCCAAAAUGUGCUGAUUGAGAUCAAUCCCCAGACCCGCAUUCCCCGGACAUUUCCCCGAUUUGCGGGUUUGAUGGUGCAGUUGCUCCACAAGUUCUCCAUCAAAGCCUCCGAUUCCUCCAUCAAGUUGAUGAAAGUCAUCAAGAAUCCGGUCACCGAUCAUUUGCCCGUGGGUUGUCGGAAAGUGUUGAUGAGCUACGGCGCCGAGAAAGUGGUCAAACCCGCCGAAUUAGUCCCGACAGACUUGAAUGCCCCCAUUUGUUUGGUCAUCGGGGCCAUUGCCAAAGGGGCCAUUGACGUGGAUUACACCGAAGACAACGCUUGCAUCGGCAAUUAUCCGCUCUCCGCCGCCUUAACCUGUGCCAAGGUCACAUCGGCCUUUGAGGAGGCUUGGGGCGUAUUCUAAUUCUUAAACCGCCUCUAAUCUGCCCCUCGCUUAUUAUGGCCCACCCCAACAACACUUUGCCCGCCGCUCAGACGCUUCAGGUGAUUUAUGGCGAGGAUGCCAGUCGUGCCAGUUCAACCCAAGCCGUGACCCAAUUUUUGAGCCCCCUACUAC
Messenger RNA from Tigriopus californicus, 1061 nucleotides. RefSeq names its product ribosomal RNA small subunit methyltransferase NEP1-like. Bases 123 to 908 code for a protein of 261 amino acids. Gene Ontology annotation, molecular function: rRNA binding; rRNA (pseudouridine) methyltransferase activity. Gene Ontology annotation, biological process: rRNA base methylation. NCBI's taxonomy places the organism in Eukaryota, Metazoa, Arthropoda, Copepoda, Harpacticoida, Harpacticidae. Gene Ontology annotation, cellular component: nucleolus; small-subunit processome. The record is from RefSeq and is a predicted model, not a curated record. The transcript has a single exon.